AUGCCUACUGACACUGCCCGCAAACUCCAGGAACGCAACGAUCUUGUCCGUCGAAUAAAGAACCACGGAUACGAACUACCUGAAAUGGAUUCUUGCUCGAACUGUGUGAGGCGAAACGUUACUUGCGUGUCGUCUCCAAAUGAUUCACGGCGGUGCGCCGAGUGCGUUCGUCGCAACUUGAAAGAAAAGUGUGACUGUAUGGGUCCUGAGCAUCCCGACUGGGUGAAGCUCGAACGGGAGGAGGAUCGCCUGGAUCGCAAAGAGGAAGAAACCCUUUUGAAGUUACUUCGUCUGCGGAAGCAGAAACGCCUCAUCCGAACCCGUAGUAAAGAUAUGCUCCGGCGAGGUUUGAAAACCCUCGACGAGCUUGAUGCGGCAGAGGAGGCCGAACGUGUGGCUGCUGAGAAGCGUGAUGUUGUUGAGGCCGAGGAACAGGCAGUUAGCGCUGCCUCCUCGUCUGUAACCGGGACCCCCGCUUCCUCCGAUCCACUGGCCUACUCCCCUGCAUCUUGGGAUCAAUGGCUCGCGGAUGGCGGCGUCGAUAUUCCUCCAGCAACACAGCAGAGACAGGGAGAUGAUCUCCCCCAGGACCUCCAUUGGAAGCGGAUGAAUACUAUCCUUCCUCGGACGAGUCAAAAAACUAGGAGUCCUCGACGGUAG
This is a messenger RNA of Pseudogymnoascus destructans, 660 nucleotides long. RefSeq lists its product as uncharacterized. Lineage: Eukaryota; Fungi; Ascomycota; Leotiomycetes; Thelebolales; Thelebolaceae. The transcript has a single exon. The coding region runs from base 1 to 660 and encodes 219 amino acids. The record is from RefSeq and is a predicted model, not a curated record.